AGGGGCUCCGGCUGCCUCUAUUUAGGGUGGUGGGGGACGGGCUGGCGCCUACCUGUGGAACUCUGUGCCUCGUGUGGAUUUCUCUCCUGCCUGUUGUCCCUUAAUCCCGUCUGCCUGGCUGCCUUCCACGCCCGUACCCGCCACUCCGGUAGGACCUCCACCUGCCGUCUUCCCCAGCCUGGGCCUCGGGAAAUCGGGGAGCCUCAUGGCUGCGACCUGUGAGAUCAGCAACGUUUUCAGCAACUACUUCAGCACUAUGUACAGCUCGGAGGACCCCACUCUGGCCUCUGUGCCCGCUGCUGCCACCUUUGGGGCCGAUGACCUGGUGCUGACCCUGAGCAACCCCCAGAUGCCUCUGGAGGGCACAGAGAAGGCCAGCUGGUCGGGGAAGCAGCCCCAGUUGUGGUCAAAGGCCCAGGUGCUGGACUGGAUCAGCUACCAGGUCGAGAAGAACAAGUACGACGCGAGCGCCAUCGACUUCUCGCGGUGCAACAUGGACGGGGCCGCGCUCUGCAGCUGCGCCCCUGAGGAGCUGCGUCUGGUCUUUGGGCCUCUGGGGGACCAGCUCUAUUCCCAGCUGUGGGACCUCACAGCCUCCAGCUUUCCUGACGAGCUCAGCUGGAUCAUUGAGCUGCUGGAGAAGGACAGCACGACCUUCCAGGAGACCCUGGGAGACCCGGGCCCCUUUGACCAGGGAAGCCCCUUCGGCCAGGAGAUGCUGGACGACUGCCCACAGGCCAGCCCCUACUACCCGGGCAGCUACGGGGUGGGAGCCCCCUCCCCAGGCAACUCUGACGUCUCCACCGCAGGGACAGGGGCUUCCCAGAGCUCCCACUCCUCAGACUCCGGUGGAAGUGACGUGGACCUGGAUCCCACCGACAGCAAGCUCUUCUCCAGCGAGCCCUUUCCUGACUACAAGAAGGGGGACCCUAAGCACGGGAAGCGGAAACGCGGCCGGCCCCGCAAGCUGAGCAAAGACUCCCGGGACUGCCUGGAGAGCAAGAAGAGCAAGCACGCCCCCCGAGGCACCCACCUGUGGGAGUUCAUCCGAGACAUCCUCAUCCACCCGGAGCUCAACGAGGGCCUCAUGAAGUGGGAGAACCGGCGGGAAGGCGUCUUCAAGUUCCUGCGCUCCGAGGCUGUGGCCCAGCUGUGGGGCCAGAAGAAGAGAAACAGCAGCAUGACCUACGAGAAGCUGAGCAGGGCCAUGAGGUACUAUUACAAGCGGGAGAUCCUGGAGCGGGUGGACGGCCGGCGGCUGGUCUACAAGUUCGGCAAGAACUCCAGCGGCUGGAAGGAGGAAGAGGUCGUCGGGAGUCGGAACUGAGGGUCCCAACCAGAGCCGGGAUGCACGCACGGACAUGAGGCCUGCCGCCCCUCCCACAAGGACCCCGGGCCUCCGCCGUCAGACUCGCCGCCCAGCGCUUUGCAAAGCAGCCGAGUCUCAUGGACCCUGACAGCCUGGCCCCGGAUUCGGGCCUGCGGCCUCUCCUCUCCGCCCUCCUCUCGGAAUUACAAGCCCUGGGUUUGAAGGACUUUGCUGGCUGGGCGCUGGAGGCAGCUGCUUUCGUCUCAGAGUCUGGGUGCCUCUGACUCUAUCAAGACUCCGCUGUGGACACCUUCCUCCUGCAGAUGUGUAGACUGAGCCAAAGAGGCCGAGCAGGCUGGAGGGGCGCAGGGAGAGGGGACAGCAUGGGUCCCCCGCACCUUCUUUUGGACUGGCUUCCCCCAGCACCUGGACUCCGCGGGCGGGGGUCGGAACACUCCCUAAUUUAUGUGCUAUAAAUACGUUGGAUGUACAUAGAGAGCUAUUUUUUCUAAGAUAUUCCCCUCCCCAUCCCUCUCCCGCUGAGCUCUGGUGGCCAGACUGACUGUCCCAGGCUCUCGCGGGGCCGGUGAGGGGCGGGGUGAGGCUGGGACCCUCAGUGGGGGCUCCUAGCUCCUUUCUCCUGGGAACGGAGGCAGAGACCUCCAAUAAAGUGCCUUCUGGGCUUUUU
Equus caballus (horse) is the source of this 1997-nucleotide messenger RNA. It is a transcript of the gene ELF3, whose product is annotated as E74 like ETS transcription factor 3. The record is from RefSeq and is a predicted model, not a curated record. Gene Ontology annotation, molecular function: DNA-binding transcription factor activity, RNA polymerase II-specific; sequence-specific DNA binding. NCBI's taxonomy places the organism in Eukaryota, Metazoa, Chordata, Mammalia, Perissodactyla, Equidae. Gene Ontology annotation, biological process: regulation of transcription by RNA polymerase II; cell differentiation. Gene Ontology annotation, cellular component: nucleus.